Solanum tuberosum (potato) is the source of this 4951-nucleotide messenger RNA. RefSeq lists its product as uncharacterized. The record is from RefSeq and is a predicted model, not a curated record. Gene Ontology annotation, biological process: interstrand cross-link repair; double-strand break repair via synthesis-dependent strand annealing. Bases 1261 to 4677 code for a protein of 1138 amino acids. Lineage: Eukaryota; Viridiplantae; Streptophyta; Magnoliopsida; Solanales; Solanaceae. The transcript is spliced from 19 exons. Gene Ontology annotation, molecular function: four-way junction DNA binding; four-way junction helicase activity; 3'-5' DNA helicase activity.
CUGCACUCUAGUGUGGAUACGUUUUCAUGUGUUUAUAGUUUUCAUGUUUUCCAAUUAUUCGAGGUCUAACCUGCACAUGAUUUGUGCCUUCAUGAUAGGAAAUAGAACUUAACUUCCAGUGAGCUAUUUGAAUUUCUGGAUGUCAAUGCAUUAGCUAGAGGAGAGUCACUUAUAUUUGUAUAAUUGGCUCACUUUAGCGUCACCAACCGUAAUCUCUCUUAUCAGAGGUGUUGGAAACAUGUCUAAAACCGAAUCCAUAUAUUUGUAUUUAUUUUUUGACAUAUUCUUGGAGGUAUUUUCAGAUAUUAACUCUACACUUUCUGCAGAUAAGAAUCUAUUUAGCUAGCAAGUGAAUUUUGUGAUUAAACUUUCUUAUUUUAAAGAAAAAUCAGAUGUAAGUAUCUAAAAGAAACUUGAGGACACUAUUAUUUUAAGGAUUCCAGGUUUAAAUAAGAAUUACAAUAGGUUAAUUGCUCGGCCCAAAUUGAAUUGUUCUGCUUCGGUACUAUCUAAAUAUGCUCCAAAUAUGAAAAAAAUAUGGUAUUAGAGGUAUCAGAUGGUUAAGAUUGUAGAUGUUAAGUUGUAAGUUCAAUUAUGUUUUCUUGACGAUAACAACUUUGAGUAUAACUUGUUUAGGUUAAUUGACACUCAAAACGUUGCUAUUUGCUUUAUGAGCUUUUAACAGUUUAAUAACUGCUCAAAUUACUUGGAUUUGAUUAUGGAUUUUCCUGUCCAUUAUGCUCAUCAUCAGUUCGGUCCUGAUAUUUUUAUAUUCCAUGAUUAUGGUGUCAUUGGUUUUCCGUCGUGGAGGUGGAAGUCAUUCGUUAGGGGCUAUCAUAUGAGUCAACUUCAUUCUUUAGGGUCUGGUAUCUGUUUUUAGUUAAUGGUUAUGGUGCUUUUUCCAAGGGACUGCAUGCUUCUUGGUAAACUUGAUUGCUAUCCCUUCUUGAUUCAAAAACUUAUCUUGUGCUGUCUUGGAAUAUAUAAUAUAGUAUACACAAGGGAAGUUCUCCAAUAGUCAGAGUUUAACAUAUGAUUGCUCUAGCCAAUGGCGAACACCCCAAAUAGAUCCAACUUAGCCUCGGUUGAUUACUUUGUUAGUAUAAAUAAAAAGCUGUUGGUGUAACUUUUUUGUUUUAAUUCUUUUAUAAUGCAUGAAUGUGGACUUGGUGAAAAGUUGCUAGCACAUCAAUCAGAUGAGUCCUUCCAUAUAAAUGUGUUAAUUCGAGGAAAUACUUCGUGACUAGAGGAAUAUGCUUCAUGAAACAUCUAGUUUGCUUGGUAAUCGACGAGGCUCAUCGUGCAAGUGGAAAUUACUCUUAUUGUGUAGUAGUUCGCGAGUUGGUGGCAUUUCAUGUCCAAGUCAGGAUAUUAGCAUUAACUGCUACACCUGGGUCUAAAAGGCAAGCAGUUCAGAAAGUGAUUGAUAACUUGCAAAUAUCAACACUUGAAUAUCGAAAUGAAACUGACCCAGAUGUGCAACCAUAUGUGCAUGCUCGAAAGAUUGAACAGAUAACAGUUCCCAUGGGCCAAGAUGCUGUUGAAGUUGGGGAACUCCUCUUUGAAGUAAUGGACCCAUUAGCGUCUCGGCUUCGUGCAUACGGACUACAAGUUAAUAGAGACUGCCGGACAUUAAGCCCACAUCUGAUACUUGAUUCACGGUCAAGAUUUCGUGAAGCUCCACCUCAAAAUUUGCCUCAAGUGAAGUUUCAAGAAAUUGAUGGACUAUAUGGAGUUCUAAUAACACUUUCCCAUAUAGUGAAGCUGCUCUCGAGCCAUGGGAUAAAAUCUGCAUUUGAGAUGCUUGAAGAAAAACUGCAAUCCAAGUUCUUCGGACGACUGAUGGGAAGAAAUGAAAUUCUUUUGAAAGCAAAGCGUUUAAUGCAGCAAGUUGUAUCUCAUGGUGCUCCUAGUCCUAAGUUAUCAAAAACGUUGGAAAUACUGAUUGAUCAUUUCAAAAUGAGUGAUCCAAAAAAAUCAAGGGUUAUCAUUUUCUCAAAUUUUAGACAAAGUGUCAGUGACAUAUUGCUUUCUUUGAGGAGUUUAACGGAUUUAGUUAAAGCUACUGAGUUCAUAGGCCAAAGCUCAGGCAAAGCAUCAAAAGGCCAAUCACAAAAAAAUCAACAGGCUGUUUUGGAGAAAUUUCGAACUGGUGAAUACAAUGUCAUUGUUGCAACAUCAAUUGGUGAAGAAGGUCUGGACAUCAUGGAAGUAGAUCUUGUCAUAUGCUUUGAUGCUAAUAUAUCACCUUUGAGAAUGAUUCAGCGCAUGGGCAGAACAGGAAGGAAACAUGAAGGAAGAGUUGUGGUUUUAGCUUACGAAGGGAGAGAGUUAAAAGGUUACUUGCAAAAGCAAACAAGCGGCAAGACAAUUAUCAAAGACAUGAGAAAUGGGGGAAUGAAUAGCUUUUCAUUUCAUUCCAGUUCGAGGAUGAUUCCACAUAUUUUUAAACCAGAAGUCCAGUUUCUCAAGCUAUCAAUUCCACAGUUUGUUCCUCGAGGAAAAAACACCAAAGAUGUUCACCCUAUACGGGUGUCUGCAUUCCAGAAUAAAUUAAGUGAUGAAGAAGCAAACUUGCUCGCAAAAUAUUUCAAGUUUACUGGUCAGGAGGCUCAGGACACAUGGAGACCAUCGCUUAUUGCCUUCCGUCAUUCCCAGGCAUUUCCAUCCAAAGUGCACAGAGUGGUGCAUUCAUUUAGAACAGGGAUGCUAAUAGAUGCCAUGCAAAAUUUGCAAGAAAUGCCUUUUCCUCGAGAUGUCAAAGCUUCUAGCAAUGAGGAUGAAACUUCAGAAAAUUUGUCUAUGAAAGUUGAAGCUACCGAACCAUGUGAAGAAAAUCUGAAAGGCUGUUCUAAUGAAGAUGAUUGUAAAAGAGAAAAAAACAGUGACUCCAUUCCAGUGGAAAUCCGAAGUAAUAGAAAGACACUUCUUCUUGACAUAUUUCCAGGGGGAAAUUCUCAUGCGCAUGGCUUCCUAUUCAAUUCAGAUUUUGUAAGUGUUGAUGAUCAGGGGAGGGUUAUAGUCUCAUCUCUUACCCAACUAUCUCUUAAAGAAACUUUGGUUUCUAAAUUUACAAGCACCAGAUUAUUUGCAAAGUUCAAUAUGCCCGAAAAAGAUCCUCUUCAUGGGAAGGUUUCAGUGAAUGAUCUGGAGGAAAAGACCGAUGGAGUCAAAGGUGUUUAUUCUACUCGGACAGUUACUACAGAAAAAAAUAAUCUGGAAGCAUCAAGAAUUUGUGUGUCUAAUGCAAAGCAACAGAAGAUAUCUGAUAUCUGUGAGAGGAGUUUUGGAAGUCCAGAUCACAAGGUUAAACCAGAAGGUAAGAGCAUAGGUGAGAGUCUGGAAGUCCAAAUUCGGGGGACACCAAUAGGAGCUGAUGAGCCAGACGAAACUAUUGGAGAUAUGGAGCUUAGUCCACGUCUGACCAACUUCAUCAAUAGCGGCUUUGUCCCAGAAUCUCCUACAACUGACACAGUGUUUAAGGAUAAAAGUGUAGAGAUCAUGGUUAAAGAUCUAUUUUCAACACCAAAAUUAUCUUCGGAACAGAAUGAAAAGACAGUGGGUGGCAGUAGUACCCGUGGAAAAUAUAAUGAAAUGUCAACUCCUAUACAAAACAUUGACAAUACUGAACCCAGAAGUUGCAAGUACACUAGUUUAAUUGUUGAAGAUAAACAAACUCCUAUGGAAAAAAAAUCAGGCAAAAGCUGCAGCGAAGACUGGCAACUGCGCUCUACAGAUAAAUCAGAUAGCAUUGGGAAAAUACGGAAGUUUAGAAGAUUGUUUAAACAUGGUGAUCUUCCUAGAAGAAAGCCACCAGACGAGCUAAAUACUAGUACUUCCAGAAGAGGGGCAGCUCUGUGUGGCACUUCCAGUCAUACUGGUUUCAAGCGUCGAAGAGCUAUAGGUGAGAAACGACAGCCAAACAUUGUGACAGACUUCAUUGAGGAGGAAGCUGAGGUGUCUUCAGAAGUUUCAGUAUCUGAUGACGAGGAGGAUAAGCUGGAUUUCGGUUCAUUUGAUGAUAGUUUUAUAGAUGACAGGAUAAAUCCUACAGCAACAGAUAGUCAAGCUGAGGCUGGUGAAGUUGACAUGAUAGCAAUUUACAGGCGUUCAUUGCUCACUCAGUCACCAUUUCUAAGCCUUUCAACUGAUUGUACUCCUGAUUCUGAGGUGCCUACUAGCAGAGCAGAUGAAAGCAAGAGCUCAUCUGGAACAGCAGAUCAUCACACACCUCAAACUGACCCAAAGUCUGUGACGAGAAAUUCCUCAAGCUUUCAGCAAAGUAUUAAUAAAAUCUCACCAGAAGCUAUGCCAUGCUCUACCACUCGUUCUUCCAGAGAAAACAAUGGAAAUUUAGAGAGUCGGAAAAGAAAGUUGAGCUAUUAUCAAGCAACUUCACUGCCAGUUAUAAAUUUACAAAACGAAUUCUCCCGUCAUGCUACAGCAGCUGGUGAAAACUUGCAUCUUUUGGAAGAAGCAGCUGAGAAUGUAGUUGGUGAUCCAUUUGAUGAUGACCUGUUUUUUCAAAGUAUCGAUUUUGAUGCAGUGGAAGAAGAGGCUACUAGAAUGCUUAGAAACAAAUCACAGUCCUUGGUUCAAAAUACAGUGACCUCAAUACCUAUUACUCAAAUUUCCGCCGAUGGCGUAAACGCUCCUUCAUUUGAUCUGGGAAUUUAGUGUUGCUGUCUUAACUGUCAAAUUUUGUAUGACAGCGUGAAUGAUCAUUUAUGUAAAGGAAAAACAUAAUAAGUUAUUAUCUGUGCAGAAUAGAAUAGUUGUAUUUAUCAUUUAAUAGGUUACAGAAAAGUCUAUCUUGAUGAAACUGAGACUGUAUUUGCUAGGAGUAUGGAAACAUUUUGAUUGUUUCCAAAAUGUAUAUAAUUUCAAGAUUAGUGUUCCCUUGGUCCAAGUAAAGUUGUGGGGCUUUUGUUAAUAGCCUGUGUUUUAUCAA